Peromyscus eremicus (cactus mouse) is the source of this 586-nucleotide messenger RNA. RefSeq names its product pre-mRNA-splicing regulator WTAP-like. Gene Ontology annotation, cellular component: nucleus. The transcript has a single exon. Gene Ontology annotation, biological process: regulation of alternative mRNA splicing, via spliceosome. NCBI's taxonomy places the organism in Eukaryota, Metazoa, Chordata, Mammalia, Rodentia, Cricetidae. The coding region runs from base 23 to 508 and encodes 161 amino acids. The record is from RefSeq and is a predicted model, not a curated record.
GCCUGACGGGGUGACCGGGGCCAUGGCCGAGAGGCUUGUCUCGGGGUGCAAGAUGACCAACGAAGAACCUCUUCCUAAAAAGGUCCGAUUGAGCGAAACAGACUUCAAAGUUAUGGUACAGGAUGAGUUGAUUCUAAGACAGAAACAAUUUGAAGCUUACGCUCAAGCUUUGGAGGGAAAGUACACAGACCUUAAUUUAAAUGAUGUUACUGGCUUAAGGGAAUCUGAAGAAAAACUAAAGCAGCAACAGCAGGAGUCUGCACACAGAGAAAACAUUCUUGUCAUGCGAUUAGCAACCAAGGAACAGGAGAUGCAAGAGUGUACUACUCAAAUCCAGUACCUCAAGCAAGUCCAGCAGCCGAGUGUUGCCCAACUGCGAUCAACAACGGUAGACCCAGUGAUCAACUUGUUUUUCCUAAAAAUGAAAGGUGAACGGGAACAGACUAAAGACAAACUGGAACAAGCCCAAAAUGAACUGAGUGCCUGGAAGUUUACGCCUGAUAGGUAAACAAAUCAUACUCCCCAGUCAAGACUUCCCUGACAGUCCCACCUCGAGAAAGCUGUGGUAGGACAGCCAAGUACUCGU